Molecule: messenger RNA, 572 nt
Organism: Didymodactylos carnosus
Lineage: Eukaryota; Metazoa; Rotifera; Eurotatoria; Philodinida; Philodinidae
Source: the annotation of a GenBank genome assembly
GCGUUGUGAUGGAUGCAAAUUGUUGUUAAUCUAUCGACAAAAAGAUGGUACACAUUCUUUGGCAAAACAUAAACGUUCGUGUCAAGGUGGUGAAAUAGAAGGAGGCACAAGUUCACUUAAUCAAACAAAAGUAACUGAGUUUUAUUUGUCAUCAAAAACAUAUAAUGCACCAAAAAAACUUAAAGAAAAAGUCAAGCUGGCUUGUACCGAAUUUAUUGCACUUGACUCUCGUGCUUUUGAGUUGUUAUCUGGAGAAGGUUUUUCAAAUAUGGCCCAAUCUAUUUUUGAUGCUGGUAAACAUUUUAAUCCAACUUCGAAUAUCAAUGUCAAAGAAUUUAUUCCAUCACCAGUAACGAUUAGUCGUCAUAUCGACAACUUAUAUGAGAAAAAAAAAUCUGAAUUAGUACAAUUUUGUUCCAAUAUGAAAACUUAUUGUAUAAUUUGCGAUUUCUGGACAGAAAGAUUUACAGGUCUUUCGUAUUGCGGUUUGGCAUUACGACAUGUAUCAGUUGAUUUCAAAUUAUAUAAUUUUAUUCUUGGUUGUGUUUUAUACGACGUUGAAUCACAAUCAG